GAUGAAGGUCGAGUGUUUGUUUAUAUCAAUCAGGAAUUCUUUAAUCUUGAACCAACUUCUAAACCACUAGUUGGUUCUAACACCCCGGCAGCUCGAUUUGGUACAACUUUAAUGAACGUGAAGGAUUUAAAUAAUGAUGGUUUUCAAGAUAUCGCAGUCGGAGCGCCGUUUGAAGGAAAUGGUGUAGUCUAUAUUUAUAAUGGUAAAGAUGGUGGAAUUCAUCUGGAAUAUUCUCAAAGAAUAGUCGGAGAUGAAAUGAAAGCUGUAUUCUCAGGAUUUGGUUGGUCCAUUUCCAGACCCUUUGACGUCGAUGGUGACAAAUAUAAUGGUAAAUAA
This is a messenger RNA of Lottia gigantea (owl limpet), 336 nucleotides long. RefSeq lists its product as hypothetical. Gene Ontology annotation, biological process: cell-matrix adhesion; integrin-mediated signaling pathway; cell-cell adhesion. The annotation marks the transcript as partial. The transcript is spliced from 3 exons. The record is from RefSeq and is a predicted model, not a curated record. Gene Ontology annotation, molecular function: integrin binding. Lineage: Eukaryota; Metazoa; Mollusca; Gastropoda; Lottiidae. Gene Ontology annotation, cellular component: external side of plasma membrane; integrin complex.